Molecule: messenger RNA, 1787 nt
Organism: Anneissia japonica
Lineage: Eukaryota; Metazoa; Echinodermata; Crinoidea; Comatulida; Comatulidae
Exons: 12
Coding region: 30-1787 (585 amino acids)
Biological process (GO): cell surface receptor protein tyrosine kinase signaling pathway; multicellular organism development; positive regulation of kinase activity
Cellular component (GO): signaling receptor complex
Molecular function (GO): ATP binding; transmembrane receptor protein tyrosine kinase activity
Source: RefSeq, a predicted model, not a curated record
AAUGGUAUAUUUACAGAGAUGGCAAAAUAAUGGAUUCUGAAGAAAUUGAUUGUAGUUUGAACCACAAUGAAGACGACCCGAAUGAGGACAUACAUGUUUGUACACGAUAUGAAAAAUUAAAGGACAAUCUUCAAAACAACGAUAAUUUGAUAAUAACAGCUUCUUCAGCGAAUGGAGGAUUUCUGAAAUUGAACAACUACGAUUACUCAAUAGUCGGGGAAGCCGAUUAUCCCGUGUAUUACGAGGGCAAAUCUGUAACGAGGAAUUUGACCAUAACUGUCGACAUCGAGGCACCAACACAUUGCUCUCUUAAUGUUCCACGUGAUAAGGCUUGCAUUGGAUAUGCACUUAACAUCGGUGAUCCAUACACUACAUUGAGUGAGCUGAAAGUGAAAUGGUCAACAUGGGUGGACUAUAUUUCUGGAUUGACAGCAACGUCUUAUGACCCCAGAAUUUGCAAAAUGGUUGAACAUAAUGACGUUCUUAUUUUUGAUGACACUUGUGUCGGUCUUCAUCAUUUUAAAAUUGGAAAUUAUUACGAGGCAGAAUCUGAGCUAACCUCUCCAGGUGUAUACUGUGCCGUGUUGACCGUUAGUGACGUUGCUAGCAACAUUCGUCUUGCUAGACGCUGCCUUAUUUUUGAUAACCAAAGUGAAAUAUCGAUUGCUGAUGACAAACCUAUAACAUGGAAAUCUGUUGAUAAUAUUCUUGAAGUGUCAUGGCAGGGUCAUUUUGUUAACCAACUACACAUAGACCAAAGUAUGUUGCACGCUAUUGAAAUUGAAAAUGACGUCAUUAAUGAAGCCUAUGAUUCUGACGCUUUACCAGCAGGGCGUACUCUAUCGUCCAUUGAUAAUCGACUUGGAAUUGUAAAGUUUGAAGUUGGAGUGGCUAAAGAUGGACUUCAGCCAAACUGGAUGGCUUUACCAAAUGAUCUGGAGGAAAUGUUUGUCUACCAAGUGAAUAAUGGAGAAGAAAUCAUUACAUUUUGGAUUCGAGCGACGGAUGUUAUUAAUAACACAAAAACCGAUUUUGUAUCAAUUCACAUUGAUUCCCUGUCACUGAGUAUUGGACACAUAGGUGGCAUUGCUGGGGGUGGUGUAGUGUUUGUGAUCCUGGCUUUGCUUCUUGUUGUAGUUCUGUUCAAAGCAAAAACUAAACGACAGAACCCUCAAACGUUUGAAGAUAACACUGGACAUGAAAUCCCAGCCUACACCAAUGUACAACCUAAUCCAUAUGCCACUUCACUUUACCCUCCGCCUGAAUAUAUGCCCUACCUGCCAGGUGCCGCAAAUACAAAGAAGGAGUUAGUGGAAGACGUGUACACUGUACCAUUUUCACAAGGAGUAAUCAUGCAAGAAAUCAAUACAGCAAAUGAGAUUCAUCCAGACGAAUUACGUAAAGAUGACGUAAUCCUUAAAGGAAACCACUCCCUUGUGUAUAGAGGUAAAGUUCCCUGCCUUGGUUUGACAGACGUCGCAAUCAAGACUGUAAAAGAGGAUCAUAGUUUCAAGGAAAAGGAAAGAAUGUUACGCGAAAUAAAGAUGAUCAGACUGUUGCCAAGGCAUGAAAACAUUAUCCGAUUACUUGGCUUCACAAGCAUCAGGGAUCCGGUCGCCUUGGUAUUGGAGUUUGCGCCGUAUGCAGAUCUUUCAAAAUAUCUACAAUCUCUCGCUCAAGAAUCACCAUACGAUAACCAAAUUGAGCAAAUACCAUCUGCUCGGCUGUGUACGUACGCGCAGCAAGUGUGUUCUGGAAUGCUGCAUAUCCAACAUAAAAAGGUAUAG